AGUACGUGUGGCAGGGCUAGGCAAAUGGAAAGUGAGAAAUCAUGAAUCAUCACAGACAGACAGAAAGAAGCUCGCUUAAAAACGUUAGUCCUUAUUCAUUCGUCUAUUAGCUGACAACCGUUCAUGGUAAUAAAAAAAAGUUCUGCACGAUUCAGAUCUAUCCAUCAUCAUAACUCCUCUCUCUCUCAGCCGAAUUAAUUGAUAAGCCAGCAAAGGUAAACAAAUCAAUAAUUACAACGUUAGAUACAUUUCACUUGUUUUUGAAAGAUGGCUGAUGCACAUUUCGGGUUUGCAUCUGACAACGGAGUGCUGCCUGUCGAGGUGGACCCAGCUGCAGCUUUCUUAGCUCAGCAAGAAAGCGAAAUAGCGGUGAUCGAGAAUAACGAGUCCGGCGUCGGGGCUUUGCAGAGAUCCGCUGAGCAGCAGCCGGCGGCCGAUUCACCUGUACAAUAUGGUAAAUGGCUAACUAUGCUAACCUAUGACUGGUGGUUCUUACGUCUCUUGCCUGGUCCUGGUUCCCCCCCCCACCCCCAGGAGUCCAACGGUCCAUCGGACAGCUAUGCGGCCAUCGCCCAGGUGGACUCUCUGAGAGCAGAGCCUGAGAGCCUGCGUAAGUGGAGGGAGGAGCAGAAGGCACGGCUGGAGCAACUAGACUCUGCAUCCAAGGCAGCGGAGGCUGACUGGAAAGAGAAGGCCAAGAAAGAGCUGGAGGACUGGCAUGUGCACCAGAUUGAACAGAUGGAGAAGAAAAAGUCCAACAACAGGUCAUCUGAAGAGGCCUUCCUGUCUGAGGCUGACGGCGACAGCCCAGGGACUGAGUGGGAGAGGGUGGCCUGUCUCUGUGACUUCAACCCCAAGACCAACAGGGCGGCCAAGGACGUGUCCCGGAUGCGCUCGGUCCUCAUAGCCCUCAAACAGACACCUCUGGUGCGCUAGUACGGCCAAUAGAACAGAAGAAGGGUGGUGAUAUUUCCCUCCUUUAAAAAAUAAAUUAAACGCCUAUUCUUGAGUUAUGAACCUUGGUUUGCAUUAAGGCAGAAUGUUCUAGGCUCUUUUCAUAUCUAUUCUUGAGUUAUGAACCUUGGUUUGCAUUAAGGCAGAAUGUUCUAGGCUCUUUUCAUAUCUAUUCUUGGUUCAGGGUUAUAUAUGUUCAGACCCUCCUGUUUUCUGUCAUGUCUGUAACAUGUGGAGAGGAAAGGUAUUGUCUCUCCCGCCAUCUUUCUUUAUUCUGCUGUAUCCAGUGGUACCUCACUACCUUAACAUGGAACGACUGACUGCUCUCUGUCUUUUUUAACUUCCCAUCAACAAUGCUUCUAUUUGACCGUUAAGAAAAUAUGGUUACUGUAAAUUCUUUAUUAAACUUCUUCCCUCUCAUAAAAGGGAUUGGGUCAAACCUCU
Oncorhynchus gorbuscha (pink salmon) is the source of this 1398-nucleotide messenger RNA. Its product is annotated as clathrin light chain A-like. Gene Ontology annotation, biological process: clathrin coat assembly; clathrin-dependent endocytosis; intracellular protein transport. The record is from RefSeq and is a predicted model, not a curated record. Lineage: Eukaryota; Metazoa; Chordata; Actinopteri; Salmoniformes; Salmonidae. Bases 268 to 936 code for a protein of 222 amino acids. Gene Ontology annotation, molecular function: clathrin heavy chain binding; structural molecule activity. The transcript is spliced from 4 exons. Gene Ontology annotation, cellular component: postsynaptic endocytic zone cytoplasmic component; clathrin coat of coated pit; synaptic vesicle membrane.